This is a messenger RNA of Saccostrea cuccullata (small rock oyster), 3008 nucleotides long. Its product is annotated as extracellular tyrosine-protein kinase PKDCC-like. The transcript is spliced from 7 exons. Gene Ontology annotation, cellular component: extracellular region. Gene Ontology annotation, biological process: skeletal system development; peptidyl-tyrosine phosphorylation. The record is from RefSeq and is a predicted model, not a curated record. Lineage: Eukaryota; Metazoa; Mollusca; Bivalvia; Ostreida; Ostreidae. The coding region runs from base 682 to 2067 and encodes 461 amino acids. Gene Ontology annotation, molecular function: ATP binding; non-membrane spanning protein tyrosine kinase activity.
GUACUAAAAGCUGUAAACGAAAAUAAGCAGCAAAGCCUCCAGUUUCACGAUUGAAACUAAUCACUCUGGAUUUCUUAUUCUUUAAAUUAAACAGAGACCUCACUUUAAUUUAUUUCCUAGAUCCUGGUCUUAAUCAGGCCUUCAGAACACUAGACGGCUUUGUGAUCUUUCUCAUUCGUCAGUAAUACAACACAGCGCUUUUUUUCCUCGGAAAACGGUAUGGAUUAUAUUUGCAUUUCUAUGUUGAAGGAAAUCAUUAAUAUUGUGUAAGCUGAGACACGAGGUUGGAAGUUUUGCUGGCCUCCUUGUAGCAGGGGUCUGUUGGUAGAACAGAGGAAUGCGGGCCGCUAGCUGACAGUGUCACCGAUCGCAGGCAGAUAAAUUUAUCAGUCUUACCGCCAGAAGUUAAGACACACGUGGGAUUGCCAGCUUAUUUGUAAUCGUAUAAGUGCCAGGGUUUUUGUCUUGAACUAUUCAAUUCCCAUUUCCAGACUGAUGUAUAAUGUGCACUGAAAAUUCAAUGAAAAGUAUAUGGUCAAAGAAAAUAACAUAGAGAGUUAAUAAAUGUAAUGGAUUAGUGUACAAGAUGCCUAAAAAGAAAUCCAAAAGUUCCAGGAAGUCCUUCUCUAAGACUGUUUGGGGACUUUCCGGGCAUGAUCUUUUCCCGGGGUCUUAGUCUGAAUGAUGCUAAGAGUUUUUUGGCGGCGGAUCUCGGUAUGGAAGCUGUGCACCUUUUCUGUGAUUGUUCUUCUGGGACUAAAUGUGGCCCUCCAUCGGCGGUUUGUGGGACUAGAAGCAGAGUCUUUGUGGAACAUCAAAGACCCAAAUGGUAUGAUAUUAACUCCCUUCAGUCUCCAUGGAACAUUUGAAAACCGUCUGCGUAAGCUGAUGGAGAAGUCUACAGGAAAUGGACUAGAUGUGAUAAAAAUUCAAAACGAGGCACCAAUGUCCGUGACUUACUCGGAAAAUCUUAUCAAGUGCGAGGAUUUUGUGGAUAUAUUAAACAGGACCUACCUGGAAUCGGGCUGGACCAAGGCUGUUUAUAGGGGAAAUUACAAAGGACUACCAGUGGCAAUCAAAACAGUGGAUGUCAAAGGUCAACAUCUGAAGUCAUGUGUGGCUAAAGGUCAUCGUCAUGGAGACUGUUACCAUCGUGCAGCUCAGAAAAUUGUCAAAGAGAUUGUUGUUUUGCAAGCUAUUGCUCAUGAAAAUGUUAUUAAGGUGUUAGGAUUCUGUGUGCCAGGCACCAAUAGCAACAUUCAAGGGGUCGCCAUGGUAACAGAGUUAGGUGAAAGUGUGGACUUGAUCAAAAUCUUACAGAUGUCGUGGGAGGACCGCUUCAAAAUUUCAUUUGACGUUUCUUCCAUCAUUGAGUGGAUGGCCUCCAGUUCAUACGGCAGCCUCGCUAUGAAUGACUUCCGGCGGCAGCAGUUUGUUCUCGUGGAUGGUUCCCUUAAGCUAUCUGAUGUUGAUGACGUAGGAUUUGGCGAUCCCGGUUGUGUCAAGAAUGAAGACUGUACAAUUCACUUUUCUAGCUCCAACUUCACACAAAAAAUUCCAUGUAAAGAAGGCACGUGUUUAAAUUACAAUGAGAAGAAGAAUCUUUACAAUGGUGGUCGCCAUUUUACAACGUUUUUAUUGCCACACGGUGCUCCCGAGUCCCUGCGCCCUCUGGUGGACAAAGUCGUGGAGGGUUACAGCAAUCUUACACUGAAUUCUCACCAAAUAGUUCAACUAAUGAAAAAAAUCAAAAGUCUUUACGUGUCUGGAAAAUAUUUAAAGAGACAGAAACAACAGUUUUCGAAAGAUUAUCGGUUUUAUCCUGGCAGUGAUCUCCCUGGAAAGUUUGACUACAGAUGUCGCCUCUCGCUGUCGGGGACAGGGUGCACACACUCAGCUUUUGAUGUCCUAGAAGCGGCAGCACUCUGUGACGCGGACCCAGACUGUCGUGGAUUCGUUGUAUCCAAGCAAAGGACUUGGGCAGGUCGUAUGUUGGUACAUUUUAAGUAUGGUUUUGAUUAUCCAUCAAAGAACUCCAAUACGUCACUAUAUGUAAGAAUCACGUGACAUUCAUACUUGUGUUCCUGCAUAGAAAAUAGCUGGGUCACGUGAUUGGAUUGACUAGCUCAUCUUUUACGAGGUAUAUGUGCGAAGAAAUUCUUGAGCAAAAUUCCCAACAUCAGAAGUUUUGGAAAUGAAUUGUUAAAAGGGAAUUCGAACUUAGACUGCGGAGAUGCCUAGAAGACAGUUGAUUUAUUUUGCUCUCAAGAAAUAUUGUUCAUCCAACGUUAUCCCCGAAAGUGUUCGUGAAAAUAAUUCCUACGUCUUUGAUUCGUUAUCUUUGUUAAAUUGAUACGAAAAGGAAAAUACACCAUGUUCAUGUUCGAUGUGAAUUAUUUUAGCUUUAAUUUGAACGUAGAUAAGUUCUUAAAAUUUGUUCGUUAUCCAAUGCACUGUUUUUACUUGGCUAUCGUAUACAACUUUUCUUUUAUAGAUGUAAAUUAUUUUCAUUUUGCCCCCCCCCCCCCCUCUGAGGAUUACAACGUGUUUUGUUUGUAUUGUUGGAGGUUCCGUACAAGUGUUUCCGUGCAAUAAUCUUGAUUUCAGAAGGUGCUCUAUGUAUACAGGGUAAUAUUGUUGAGAGAUCUUAACAAGAGUUACACAAAUCCUCAGCAUUCCAUGAUACAAUUCACAUUUGUUGUUAAUUUUGUUUAAUUUUAUUCAAGUUAAACUUUGUAAUUCAAACAAAGCUUUGUUCCAUAAUGUUUCCAUUUGUGUGGCAUUUUGAUAUGAACUUGUGUGUUUAAUAUUUGGUUACAUCUGAUGCCUAUACGAGCCAUUGGUUUAACCAUGGUUGAUAUUUAUGUUCAGUAGUCUUCAGUAAAACUUUGUAACUGUUUUCUGUUUGUCGGCGUAAUAUUGCUUUGUUAAACGGUUGCUGGUAUAUGCUUAUCAAAUGAACAUUAUACCGCAAUGUUGUUGUAUAUUAAUAAAGACAAUCCAAUCUU